Molecule: messenger RNA, 1555 nt
Organism: Dermacentor albipictus
Lineage: Eukaryota; Metazoa; Arthropoda; Arachnida; Ixodida; Ixodidae
Biological process (GO): negative regulation of protein kinase activity; negative regulation of TOR signaling; neurotrophin TRK receptor signaling pathway
Cellular component (GO): cytoplasm
Source: RefSeq, a predicted model, not a curated record
AGUCGUCUCGCGGAUAAGACAGCGACGCACAGCUGAGCGCGUCACGUGACGCCCAAGGUCGGCGUCGUCGGUAAACAGCGGCAUCGGAAUUGCCCGACCUGCGGCGUUUUUCCGUCGUGAGCGUGCACCCACACCGCUGCGUGCUCCUCGAGCUCCGAGCCAUUCGGGUGCAGUCAACGCUGGCUUCUCUGAACACUCAACGCGACUACCAGUGCCCGAGCUAAUCACCAGGUUAUUGCUGGAAUCAGAUCCUGCCAAACUGGAGUCGAGGCAGGCCUCCUGCGCCACUACUGCUGUGCAAAAGCCUUCGUUGAUGCAACGGGGAGCAUAAAAGCGUGCUUCACAUUUCGACGGAGCCAUUGCUGUGGACGAUCCAGGCACACUCACAUUGACGGCCUACUCACCGCACUCUUGUGCAUUACAUGUGCAAUGUCGGGGGUGCAGGUGUGCGGCUGCCUGAACUGGAGUGUCCAUUGCCAGGAGGUGCAGCCCUGCGACGUCCGGCACUUGGCCCCAGCAGGGGACGACCCCUUCUUUCGGGAUGGGGUUGUCUGUGCAAAGCUUGCUCUGCAGGGCAUUACCAAGAGACACUCGUUCCUGGAAAGCGUGCGCAGUGUGGGCGAGUGGGAGGUGCACAGCUGUCAGGGCUGCCAGCGCGAUGUGUAUGCACAAGCCUCUGAUCGGAGCCUGCUGCUCAGUGCUGACCUUGAGAGCGACGCCAAGCGUAUCGAAGCAAUGCGGGUGUCGGCCGACUACUCCCCUUGCUUCAACAUUUUGCUGCCACCGCAAGCCGACAACAGCCAGGAAGGAGACGAUGCACCAAAUGUCACACCAGUUGUGACUGAGGGACAGGAUGAGACCGUUCUGGUACGUCUGCACGUGCAGCAGUUGGCCGCACAGUUCCUGCAGCAGGAGCUGGAGGCCAUGGAAGCACGCCUCAGGCUCUACCAGGAGGAGCAGGCGCAGGCCCUGGAACGGCUGCGGCAUCGCACAGCACGAGAUCGGGAUGCCCUCUGGCAGAUGCUCUUCAGCAGCAGCACUGGUGGCCGCCGUAGGCAGCAGGUGCCCUCUAGGGACCGGUAUUUGGUGUCCAAUGUGAAGCAACAAACAGCAGCACCACACGUGGCUGAUGUGAAGCGUAAAUUGGCCACCACCAGGGGGCAGCGCGAAGGAGAGAUGUUCCGACUGGACGGCUUUGAAGAAGACGAGGCAGCUUUCCCCUCUUCAGAGGAAGAAGACUCUGAUGAUGGUGCAGGCGGAGGCGGCAACAGCAGCAGCAGCAGCGCCUUGGAUGAGCCUGUGCGGCACUGUGCCUACUCACUACCAGUCGACAUGCCAGGAUGGCGCCCUCGGGAUGACGACCACCAGUUUGCUGUGGAGCAUGACCGGAUUGGUGCCGACAUCGAAGCCCUCGCUCGCAGCGUGUGUGAUGGCACUGAGAUGUUUGGGGACCUGCCUCGACCCCGGCUGAACUCGAUGCAGAGGCCCCUCUUUUGAUUUGUUUCGACUUAUUGAAUACUUGCUUGUAUACGAAUAAGAAUCUUCAUUCGUUAAA